GUUCAAUCUGUGUUUGAUGGGAAUUGUUGGAUGUCAGUUCAGUGUGAAUUGGCCUUAAAUUGACGCCCUGACUCCAGUUCAGUUCUUAAGUGACCACUAAAUCAAAUUAAACUGCCACGGUGGAGUCCAAGCCAGUCAAAGCCCACACAAUCCUAUUGUGCACUACACAACAGCAAACCAAGAGCUGUGGGAGUUUCAUAGUGGCGUCCAUUUAGAUUCUGACUCCGUUAUACUCAAUAUUACAUGCCUGGAAUUAGGAAAGGGAAUCUGCUUAAUUUGAUCUGGAAGAAUAGGAAAGGUUGACUCUCCCAGCUUUUAGGUGAUCAGAGGGAGACUCACCAUCAUGAUGAAAUCUAAAGGAUCCCUCCUCAUCCUCAUCGGCUGUCUGCCUUUAGCAGUGAUGUCCUUGACAUGCUACACAUGCAUGUUUCCAGCCAUCUCUCCUCUGGACUGUCUGAAGUUCCCCCAGGAAUGUCCCGUGGGCCAGCGAUGUCUUGCCAGCACAGCUGUAGGAGUUAAAGGGUCAGUGUCCAUUGUCCUGUACGAGCGAAGCUGUGCCCUGCCAUCACAGUGUGACCAGCACGGAGAGAAACACGCGGCAGGAAUAAAGUUCAACUACACCAAUGAGUGCUGUGACACGGAUCUCUGCAACACUGCUGCGCCCAUCAGCUCCCCCCACUGGACAGGAGCAGUGCUGAGCCUCUGCAGUCUGGUCCUCCUGCUCCAGCUGGGAUGAGCAGCUCUUACUCUCACACGAGGUGCUACAACACCAUCAGCAAAGUCAGAGAUUCAGAAACACCACGACAUACCAACACCGUCUGUUUAAAACCAAUGCAUCCGCUCAAAUUUGCCAUGCAAACAAGACUGAAACUGUAAGUCCAUCUACGCACUUUCUUGCAAAUGCUAUGCUUGAAGGGAAGUGCCUGCAACCACACACACACACACACACACACAGAGUGCAUUGAGAAUGAGUCAUGUGUGCUCAAAAUACUGAAACUCUUCUUCUAAAUAUAAAUGGUUAAACCCACACAACUGCUAAAUCUAACAGCUAGUUUGCUUUAUUUUUGCUGUAAAUACUAAUGACAGUAACGUUUUUGUCAUUUUUACUAAUUCUAGAAAUAUUAAUGCAUAUUUUUCAUAUGAACAGGCUGUUCCAGAGGCUGUUCCAUUCCUGUAGAGCACAACACAUUAUUUUCUGUUCCUUUUUUUUUUUACUCUUUUAAUUAAUUUAAUUUAACAAUAAAUAUUAUAUUAAACCUGAACUAUGUAAACAUAAAGGAUCAAGAAAAAAUGUACUCAGCAUUUCAUUUGAAUUUUAUUUUAACUUUAUUAUAAACUGUAUUGCUGAAUAACAAUGUUAAAAAUGCAGGAAGAAACUGACUUUGUUGUAACAUCCCUCUAAUCAAUAAAAUCCUCAUUAAUCAAUAUUUGCACUGAUGUUGUGUUGUCCAUUUGAGUGCAGAGUAAGAUUUGGAAAUGACCACUGAGUGGUUAAGAGGAAAUGAAACCAGAAAUGCACGGGGAGAGGACUGGGGAUAAAGCAUGAUACUGUAUAUAAAAUAUUUUGGUAAGGUCAUCUUAGCAGUUGUUGCUGUCACUGGUUUCCUCUUUUUCAGAAGACAACAAAUGUGCAUGUUUUUCAUAACUCUCCCCAGACAAUAAAUAAGAGUGUUUUCAAUGUGGACGUUGACAGUCAUAAUUAGAGACGGAAGAAUAUUCUAGUGACUCAAAUUUGCACAUACAUCAUAUCAUAUAGCUACGAGAUGAGACUGUCGAUUGGGGCCAGUAACAGAUUGAAAGGAUUUUUAGUUUUUACUUCUCACAUAAAGUAUGAACCUUUACACAUGAUUCUUUUGGGGUACUUUUAUGAUACCUUCAUGAUUUUGUAACAUAUCAGUCAAUGGAAUGUAAAGAGCAGCUUAAAAAAAAAAAAAAGUUUAUGAAAUGUACGUGACCAAAGCAGCCA
Messenger RNA from Cyprinus carpio (common carp), 1966 nucleotides. RefSeq lists its product as uncharacterized. The record is from RefSeq and is a predicted model, not a curated record. NCBI's taxonomy places the organism in Eukaryota, Metazoa, Chordata, Actinopteri, Cypriniformes, Cyprinidae.